Messenger RNA from Molossus molossus (Pallas's mastiff bat), 2021 nucleotides. RefSeq names its product LFNG O-fucosylpeptide 3-beta-N-acetylglucosaminyltransferase (gene LFNG). Gene Ontology annotation, cellular component: Golgi membrane. Gene Ontology annotation, molecular function: O-fucosylpeptide 3-beta-N-acetylglucosaminyltransferase activity. Lineage: Eukaryota; Metazoa; Chordata; Mammalia; Chiroptera; Molossidae. The transcript has 8 exons. Gene Ontology annotation, biological process: pattern specification process; regulation of Notch signaling pathway. The record is from RefSeq and is a predicted model, not a curated record. Bases 14 to 1150 code for a protein of 378 amino acids.
CGCGCACCCCACGAUGCUCAAGCGCUGCGGCCGACGCCUGCUGCUGGCUUUGGCGGGAGCGCUGCUCGCCUGCCUGCUGGUGCUCACGGCCGACCCGCCGCCGCCCCCGGUGCCUGCCGAGCACCGCCGGCGCGCGCUGCGCAGCCUGGCGGGCCCCGCGGCGGUGGCCCCGGUGCCAGGGCUGGGGGCGGCGGCGGCGCCCGGAGCGCUCGCUCGCGAGGUGCACAGCCUGUCCGAGUACUUCAGCCUGCUGACCCGCGCGCGCAGAGACGCGGGCCCACCGCCCGGGGGCGCCUCCCGCCCCGCCGACGGCCACCUGCGGCCCCAGGUGGAGCCGCUCGCGCCCCGCGACGUCUUCAUCGCGGUGAAGACCACCAAGAAAUUCCACCGCGCGCGCCUCGACCUGCUGCUGGAGACUUGGAUCUCGCGCCACAAGGAGAUGACGUUCAUUUUCACCGACGGGGAAGAUGAGGCCCUGGCCAGGCGCAUGGGCAGCGUGGUCAACACCAACUGCUCAGCUGCCCACAGCCGCCAGGCCCUGUCCUGCAAGAUGGCGGUGGAGUAUGACCACUUCAUCGAGUCGGGGAGGAAGUGGUUCUGCCACGUGGACGACGACAACUACGUGAACGCGCGGGCCCUGCUGCGCCUGCUGGCCAGCUACCCGCACACGCAGGACGUGUACCUGGGCAAGCCCAGCCUGGAUAGGCCCAUCCAGGCCACGGAGCGCGUCGGCGAGAACAAGCUGCGUCCUGUCCACUUCUGGUUUGCCACCGGGGGAGCUGGCUUCUGCAUCAGCCGCGGGCUGGCCCUGAAGAUGAGCCCCUGGGCCAGCGGGGGCCACUUCAUGAGCACAGCGGAGCGCAUCCGGUUGCCGGACGACUGCACCGUGGGCUACAUCGUGGAGGCCCUUCUGGGUGUGCCCCUCACCCGCAGCGGGCUGUUCCACUCCCACCUGGAAAACCUGCAGCAGGUGCCCCCCUCGGAGCUCCACCAGCAGGUGACCCUGAGCUACGGCAUGUUUGAGAACAAGCGGAAUGCCGUCCACAUUAAGGGGCCCUUCUCGGUGGAGGCCGACCCGUCCAGGUUCCGCUCCAUCCACUGCCACCUGUACCCGGACACCCCCUGGUGUCCCCACGCUGCCGCCUUCUAGCAGCCUCGGCCCAGACCCCGUCCCCGGGCGCCCCUGGUAUCCAAAGGGCCUGGGGACCCCUGUUGUGCCGCCCGGCCUUGUCCUCUGGGGCUCCCAGGGCUGUGCCUCCGUGAGUGUACUGUGUGCCCGUCUGCGUAGCAGGCUGCUGGGCGGCUCCGAGGAGCCCGCGUGGGCGCUGCUGUCACCUCUCAUGGUCCUCGGUCAGCGGGCAGCCCAGGCCCGGGAGGAUCCGUUGGGGCCGUUUCAUAUCCCUCUGUGGGGUCUCUGGGCAGCGGGGGCUCAGGGCCCCAGGACAACAGCCCUGCCAGGACGCUGGGCGCAGUGGCCGGUCCCCGCCUCCUCCCACGGAGCUGCGGCGCCAGGCAGCCCCAGUGGCUCCCCUGCCCUCCGGGUGGGGGUCUCCCGAACCCUCUCAGAGGGCUUCCCUUUGUCUCCCCAAGAGGGGGAUCAGAGCUGGGCAUUACCUCUCCGAGGUAGAGCACGUCGCCCAUAGUGGGCGUGUCUGUAAAUACUGUGACAGUAUUUUUACUGUGCUUGUUUUUCAAAGGGGGCGGGCAAACGUAGGGUGUUCUGUCUUUGUUUUCGGGGGCUGGGGGAGGGAGUAUUUUAUCUUUUCUGGGGAUCAGAGAAAGCGGGAGCCACGCUCGGGGUCACGUUGGCCGGAGCUGGAACGGAUGCUGCGUGCAUCUGCGGGUCCUCUGGGACCCCGCUCCGAGUCCUCGCGGGCACCCGGCCGGGGCGUGUCUGUCUCCUGUUCUCCUUUCCGCAAAGACGUAGCUAGGAAAGCGGACAACGAGGGAGAGGUUCUCAGGGAAUCGGAGUGUGGUUGCUAUGGUGACGUCCUUCGCUGUGAAUAAAGGUGCUCUUUGGG